AUUUUCCGUGUAUUACGUGCGGUUUGAGGUUCCCACGGCAGCAACUGUGAAGGUUAUUGCCUUCUAGUAUGUGACUACGUGUAGUUUGAUAGAGGGUUUGGGAGAUAUGUGCUGUCUCCAUCUUCAGGGUUGGAAAGUAAGAAGAAUAUGGAUGUAGUUAUGGUGAUACAGGGGCCUUAGAAUUGUUCGUGCUUCUCCCUAAUCUGAUUGGUUCACUCAGAGCUAUUGUCCUUACCAAUCUUCUCAUUACAUCGGUACUAGAUUUCGUUAAAGCCCAAUUGAAGCAUAUUAUUCUACCCUGAAGAUGGAGUCACAGCAUUCAUCAUUGACGCGGAUAACCAUCUGCCAGGCUACACAGCCACGCGAAGGAAAAAAGGCAUUCAGUGACAUGACGUGCAAGUUGGGGUCUCCUCAGGCCACGCGACGCACGACGUCCAAAAAAUGCGAUGAUUUCGUGAUGGACAUCGAGGAAGACAAUAAAUGGCGCAAACCGAAUGGACUGUUCGACUUGCUGAGGAACAAUACAAUGGAGUUCUGCUGCUCCACAAGCCUCCAUGGCUUGCGGUAUAUAGGCGAGAACCACAGACACGCGUCAGAGAGGAUAUUCUGGCUGAUUUCAUUCCUCAUCAGCACGGCUGUGGUGGCCCAUUUCAUAUUCAAAAUAUGGAUAAGAUGGAAUACUUCGCCUGUGCUCGUGUCCUUUGCUGACGUCCCAACCCCCGUAUGGAACAUCCCCUUCCCAGCGAUCACAAUUUGUCCACAGGUCAAAGUGAAGAAUACUUCGUUCAGUGUUUCAUCGACACUCCUCAAGGAUAACAAAACAGACGAAGAACGUGAGAAACUGCUUUAUUCAAGACUGGUGUGCGAUAUAGAAGACUUUGAAUCAAACGGAAAUGACACAGUAGACAACAGAGCGAUUAAAUUCAUCGAGGAGGUUGCACCGGAAAUAGAUGAAGUAAUGUUCGAAUGUUACUGGAGAGGAAUCUUGGAAAGCUGCUCAGAUAUCUUUACUUCAGUUCUGACAGAUAAUGGACUAUGCUACACAUUCAACAUUCUCAGUUCCACUGAGCUGUUUAACAAUGGCACGAUUCAAAGAGAAGACAAGCAUUUAGAUCAUGGUGAAACUUCAAACUGGAGUCUUGAGGGUGGUUUCCCUGAUAAUAAAGCAAAUGAAGCAUUUCCACGUCGAGCUCUGGAUGCUGGAGCCUACUCAGGCCUCACUAUAUUCAUCUAUAUGGAAAAUGAGAACAUUAAUCCAUUAUGUAGUUUCUCUAUCCAUGGGGUUAAGGCACUAUUACAUAAUCCGACUGACUUCCCAAAUGUGGUGAACCAAUAUUUCAGAGUGCCUCUGGACAGAGAUGUUGUGAUUGGUAUUAAGCCUAAUGUGAUGAGCACAAGUGCAGAAUUGAGAAGCUAUCCACCAGAAAGGAGACAAUGCUUUUUCACCACAGAACGCCAUCUGCUGCAUUUCAGCAUAUAUACGCAAGAAAACUGUGAUUCUGAGUGUUACACAAACUACACAUUGAAAAAUUGUGGUUGUGUUGCGUAUUAUAUGCCACGAGAUAAAAACACUCCAAUUUGUGGUCCAGGAAAGAACCAGUGCAUGAAAGAGGUGUUAGAAAACUACGCAUCGGAUGACGAGGGCUUGUCUAAGUGCAACUGUAUGCCUGCCUGCGCCGAAAUCACAUACGAUGUUGAAAAUUCACAUGCAAAAUUUAGCUGGCUGGAUACUCUGAAUGCAUUUGACAAAAUUAGAGGUUCUAAUCAAACUACAACUGCAAAAGAAAAAAUUGCCAGAGCAGCAUUCUACUACAAAGAACGUCAGUAUGUGACAAGUCGUCGGGGAGAGCUGUAUGGACCAGCAGACUUUUUAGCAAGCUGUGGAGGACUUCUUGGGCUCUACUUGGGUUUCAGCAUCCUAAGUUUGGUUGAGAUCGUCUAUUUCUUCACUGUGCGGCUCUGCUAUAAAUUCCAGUCAAGCGAGAAGAAACAUCCAGCACCAUGAAGCAUAAUAGCGUCAGAAUAUAAUAUAAUAAGGAUAGGAAUAAGAGUUUUACAAUUCAUUCUUCAAACAGAGAACAUUCAUACACAAAUAAAGAAAGACAUAACCUUAAUAAAAAUAUAAUAUGUGCAGUCAAAACUAUUAGAGUAGAUCAAUGGAAAAGUUAAAUAUGGAAACUGUAGCUAUAGAUUGGCACUGUUCAUUUCAAGGUUUCUGCCCAUUACAAAAUGUACUUUGAAAACAUUUGAGAAUUUGGUUGUAGAGAAUUACAAAGUGUUUGUCAGGGUUUAUUUUAUAUCUGAGGGCCAAAUCACCUGACCACCAACUGAAAUGAUUAGUAAAGCUGUGACUGAAGGAAACUGAAAGCAAAGAGAUGUAAGUAUUUUUGAAAAACUUUGUUGUUAUAGGGACUUUUGCUUCUAGACAAUAUCACUGCUUUGUGCAUAUUGUUACUCUAUUAAAUUUAGUAGCUUCAUAUAAAUAUACUUCUCUUUUGAGAACUUCUUAAGAUAUUGAGCUUAGUUACCUUUGAAUAAGUCAUUUUUCUUACAGGGAAUCUUUACCAGAAUCGUUUCCUUUAUAUAGCAGCAUCACUUCGUGCAUAUUGUCAUUCUGUUGAGUUUGUUAUGUUAGUAUAAACGUAGAUGCCUUUUCAGAACUUCUCAAGUUAUUUCAUUAAGUAUUUUUGAUAGUCGUUGUUUUCACUAAAUUUCCAUUAAAUUUUCAAUGGACUUUAUGGUAAUCAGUGUAAUAGCAGGCAGAACAUUGAAGAAUUAAGAUUUCAGAUGAACAGGAUAUCACUCAUCUGACAAAUGCUGAUAACCAAUUUUGCUUGUAUCAGAAAUUAACUUACAGAGAGGGUUAAACAAAGCAGUGGAGUUGAGUAAAAUAAAAUUUCAGGCAAACAUCUAAAGGAAUGGGUAUAUAGCGAAAAUACUUGCAAGAAUGAAAAUAAUUAUAAAUAUUUAUGUUACAUUAAACAAAUUUGAUGUAAAAUAUCUGAUAAACUAAAUGAAGGUAGAGAAGGAAGAUUGUGUAAUACUAGAAGGAAGACAGAUUUUAAAAACAAAAUGAGAAGAUCCUUUCAGUUACAACUAAAUAAUAUAACAGAUAAGCGAAAUUUAACUUUUGCAAGUUAACUUUCGUGUUAGGAGAAAAAGCGGAAAAAGAGAAUAAAAGCUGCUCAUAUGAGAUGUAUUAAAUUAUGGAUAGGAGUAAAAUUAGGAGAUAGAAGACCAAAUAAAGAAACUGAGAUUCACUGCAAACUGAGAACGUCGUGACAGUAAAGAUAUAUUGAAUAACUUGAAACAACAUGAAACAAAUGCAAGAUAGCAGUUACUAAUAUCAGUCUGCUUAUGUAAGGCAAAAAGAAACAGAUGUGGGAAACCUCAGGAGCAGAUGACAAGAUCAGUUUUAAAACAUAAGAACUUUAUAAUGCCUCUGUAGCAUGUAAUUCUUGAGUUG
Cryptotermes secundus is the source of this 3466-nucleotide messenger RNA. Its product is annotated as pickpocket protein 28. NCBI's taxonomy places the organism in Eukaryota, Metazoa, Arthropoda, Insecta, Blattodea, Kalotermitidae. Bases 305 to 2005 code for a protein of 566 amino acids. Gene Ontology annotation, biological process: sodium ion transmembrane transport. The record is from RefSeq and is a predicted model, not a curated record. Gene Ontology annotation, cellular component: membrane. The transcript has 11 exons. Gene Ontology annotation, molecular function: ligand-gated sodium channel activity.